GUAUGUGUGUAUGUGUGUGUGUAUGUAUGUGUGUGUGUGUACUCAUAAGAAAAGGGUGUAGGUGUGUCUAUGUGUAAGUAGAAGUAAAAACUUGGGGGAACAAAUGAAAUAAACACAAAUAUAAUAAAAUAAUGUGAAAUAUGUUUGUGCAUUGUGCAAUAUAUGUGUAGGCAAGGGAGCAGGCAAGGCAGAUAAAUCAGCAGGCAGACAUCGAGACACUCCAGGAGCAGCUCAGCAGGAAGGGGUCGGUGCACUCUACAUUCCACAGUUGUAGACACGUGGUUAUGUCCCUGGGGUCGUCUGAUAAGCGAUCUGAUGGCUCGGAGAGGAGAAGCUUUUGCUCAGCUGCUCAGGGAUAGAGGUACCUGUCAGUGGCUGCCUGCAGCUCAGGGACAAGGGGGCGGCGCUGGGAGGCUGUCAUUUUCUUCCCCUAGGGCAGACAUAUUUAUCACGUGUAUUGCUGUGUGGGGUUGGGGUCGGGCUGCGAUCAGGGGUCGGGAGGGUUAACCGGCAGCUGCUGCUCGUUCCCUAGGGGGAACCUCUGACACUGACUCUGCGGCUUCAGCCGCUGAUGCAGAGAGAUAAGAUGCAGAGAGAUAACUUAAAAUGCCAAAGAACGUAUUAUAUACGUUCUUAGCAUUCAGAGCCUUUGUCUGCCAGCACUGCCCAUCAUGAAGCCACGACCCCUCCUCUGUCCUGCGAGUCUCCUAUAGGAGACCACAGCUCUUAAACCAGGCUGAGGAAGGAGGACAGAGGAAUGUAACGGGAGGAGGGAGACUGGAACAUGAUUUGUGACUAGGACGGAGUUGUCACUGCAGCAGCUUCGGAUGUGUGAGUGAAGCAAGGAAUAAACUGUUCUAUUUCGUAUCGCAAGUUACAAGAUAAAUACUUGAUAUGUCGCCAAGGCAGCGUGAGCCUUCCUAUUUGUACAACUAUCUGCCCUUUCAGCAGCAGGUGAUAUAAAGUUGUUAACGCGAUGUUCAGAUAAUUUUUUUUCAAAGAAAUAUAAUCUAGCAACCUUGCCUUUGAGUGACAGCAGACUAGCCAAUAAGAAGGGAGCUGUAUCUGUCUCUCAUUUGCAUAUGACUCCGACGCCAGGCUGCAGGAGAGGGGAUGUUCAGAGCAGGGUGAGAGAGCAAGAAGGGAAAUAUUUCAAAAACGCUGAGUGGAUCCAGGAUGAUCCUGAAUCUGAUGAUGGGGAUAAUGCACCACCACCACCUGACCAGGCAGCACCGCCACCACCUGACCAGGCAGCACUGCCACCUGUCCAGGCACCACCACCUCACCGGGCAGCACCACUACCCGAACGGGCGGCGGCACCACCACCGGACCAGGCACCACCACCACCACCACCACCUAACCAGGGGCUCAGUGUAGGCACUCAGACUGGGAAUGCCUAUUAUGACCACACUGAGCUCCUGGUCACCCUGGUCCACCAGGUCAAUGCCAUCAGGCAGGAUCUGGGAGAGGUCAGGGAGAUUGUGGAGUCCCUGCAGAGGGUCAUUGCUCCUCCUCCUCCUCUGUAAUAUAUUGUUUUU
Molecule: messenger RNA, 1538 nt
Organism: Xenopus laevis (African clawed frog)
Lineage: Eukaryota; Metazoa; Chordata; Amphibia; Anura; Pipidae
Product: actin cytoskeleton-regulatory complex protein PAN1-like
Exons: 2
Coding region: 1083-1526 (147 amino acids)
Source: RefSeq, a predicted model, not a curated record